AGAACAACAAAAAAAGUUCACCGCAUCAUUUUCUUCAUUGUGGACACAGUCUUGUAUGUCCACAACGUCAUUAGACAGCCUGGAUGUGGUCUAUAUCGUGGUGGAGGCUGUUAUUGGGAUAUGUGCGCUGGUGGGCAAUGCCUUGGUGAUUUGGGUGGUGAAGCUGAACCCGGCUCUUCAGAAGACCACCUUCUUUUACAUCAUUUCCCUGGUACUCACUGACAUUGCCAUGGGGAUCCUUGUCAUGCUGCUGGCCAUCAUGGUGAGCCUAGGAGUUGUCAUCCACUUCUACUCCUGCUUGUUCAUGUGCUGCCUGUUGAUGAUUUUCCCCCAUGCCUCGAUCCUGUCUCUCCUGGCCAUCACCAUCGACAGGUACCUGCGAGUGAAGCUGCCUUCCAGGUACAAGGCAACCAUCACAAAGCAAAGAGUUUGUGCGAUUCUGGGAUUCUGUCGGCUUGUGUCUGUGCUGGUGGGGCUGGUCCCCAUGCUGGGGUGGAACCAGCACACAGGUGGCUCCGGCUACAUCGAGUGUCACUAUUUGGCUGUGAUGAGAAUGGAUUACGUGGUGUACUUCAGCUUCUUUACCUGGAUCCUCCUCCCCUCGCUUAUCAUGUGUACCCUGUACGCCAACAUCAUGCGGACAAAAUUAAGCCGAAACUCAGCAAGUCUUCCAGAUGAAGGAACAGUUUAUGCGAAGGCGUACAAAACAGCCAAAUACAUGGCCCUCCUUCUCUUCCUCUUUGCAGUGUCUUGGCUGCCUCUGGGCAUCCUGAACUGCAUUUCAUACUUCUGCCUCUCCUGCACCGUCCCACGGACCCUGAGCAUCCCGCUGUCACACGCCAGCUCAGCCAUGAACCCCAUUGUCUAUGCCUUCAAGAUACAGAAGUUCAAGGAAACAUGCACUUUCAUUCUGAGGACUUACAUCCUGUUCCAAAAGUCAGAGUUGGUCAUUUCUAGCGCAGAGCACACGGCAGAGCAGCUGGGAGUGAGUGUGAUCUGAGCGAGUGCUGCGCCGGGGCUGUGUCCAGGCUGUGUUCGACUGAAACAUCUGGGGAGCAGCAAGCAGGGCGGAUGUGGCACAGCCACUGGGGUGUAUUUCUCAGCUUGUGCCUUCUGGAUCUGUAAUUGUGCUUGUGUUUUGCUGUUAAGCUAACUGAGCUCUGAGCAGUGAGGUGAUUAGUUCAGAAUCCUAGUUAAUUAAAACAAACAAACAAA
Oxyura jamaicensis (ruddy duck) is the source of this 1215-nucleotide messenger RNA. Its product is annotated as adenosine receptor A3-like. Gene Ontology annotation, molecular function: G protein-coupled adenosine receptor activity. Gene Ontology annotation, biological process: G protein-coupled adenosine receptor signaling pathway. The record is from RefSeq and is a predicted model, not a curated record. Gene Ontology annotation, cellular component: synapse; membrane; dendrite. NCBI's taxonomy places the organism in Eukaryota, Metazoa, Chordata, Aves, Anseriformes, Anatidae.